This is a messenger RNA of Limulus polyphemus (Atlantic horseshoe crab), 2753 nucleotides long. Its product is annotated as semaphorin-2A-like. The record is from RefSeq and is a predicted model, not a curated record. Bases 330 to 2549 code for a protein of 739 amino acids. Lineage: Eukaryota; Metazoa; Arthropoda; Merostomata; Xiphosura; Limulidae. The transcript is spliced from 18 exons. Gene Ontology annotation, biological process: negative regulation of axon extension involved in axon guidance; positive regulation of cell migration; negative chemotaxis. Gene Ontology annotation, molecular function: semaphorin receptor binding; chemorepellent activity.
UUCUCGCUCUAAUAUUAGACGAUCGGUGUACUGAAACUAUUUAUGAAUGUAAUCUGGCCUAAUUGUUAACAUGUUCAAAAGAGUUUGGUGACGGAGGGUGAGAGUGUGACCCCAGUUAGACAUAUCGGUGGACCUGGUUACCUGUUGGCCAAGAGGAGUGGAAAAGUGGCGCAUGAUACACGUGGGCUGUAGCUCAGCGUUCUUUGAACCAUUUUGAUAGCUGACUCCCCAAGUUUCGUGCUUUCCAUGCAGAGAGAGAGAGAUUCAUCUGAGAACGUUGCUUCAGAAUCGGUUAUUCAUGAGUUGUAGUACGCCCUGUUAGCAUUUUUAUGAUAACAAAGUGUCCCAACUGUAUAUUUGAAGAGAAGUGGAAACAAUUAGUACAGUUAGUGUGUUUUCUACUCAACGCAAUUCAAAUUAUUGUUCUGAGUAAAAGAAAAAUAGUAAAUAUGUACAGUGUCCGUACAGGGAACCAUUUGAAAUCUAAUGACAUUUGUCUCUGGGUGGUUUUGAUAUUAUCUGUUCAAGGAAUGACGCCAAAUCUGAGUGCAGUAAUUUAUGAAGGACAUGUCCAAGAGUUUAGCUGCGGUCAACUGUAUUACAAACCAUUCUAUUUGGACCAGAAGAGAGAGGUUCUAUACGUCGGAGCUAUGGACCGGAUUUAUCGCCUUAACCUGUACAAUAUCAACCGUACAAGGUGCGAGGCUGAUUCACUGAUAUUAACACCAUCAAGUAUUUCAAAUUGUGUAUCAAAAGGCAAAUCUAAAUACUAUGACUGUAGAAAUCACAUCAGAGUUAUUCAGCCAGUUGGUGAAGGAAACAAGUUGUAUGUUUGUGGAACAAAUGCAUACAACCCCAUGGACUGGAUUAUUCAUGCCAAUCUUUCACAUUUAGGGCGACAUGAAAAUUACCCUGGUAUUGGGAAUGGAAUUGCCAAGUGCCCGUUUGAUCCAGAGGAUAAUGCAACAGCUGUAUGGGUCGAACAUGGAAAUCCAGGAGAUCUUCCAGGGUUGUACAGUGGUACUGUAGCUGAGUUCACCAAGGCUGACACUGUUAUAUUUCGCACAGAUCUUUAUGACAGUUCAACAGGAAGAAGAUUAUAUCCAUUCAGUCGAACAAUUAAGUAUGACUCCAAGUGGUUGGACAAGCCCCAGUUUGUUGGUUCUUAUGAUAUUGGAGACUUCGUCUAUUUCUUCUUUCGAGAGAGUGCUGUGGAGUAUAUCAAUUGUGGAAAGAGUAUUUAUACUCGUGUAGCUAGAGUUUGUAAGCGAGAUACAGGGGGAAAGAAUAUUCUUAACAAGAACUGGGCAUCUUUUGUGAAAGCACGCCUGAAUUGUUCAAUUCCUGGAGAGUUCCCAUUUUAUUUUAAUGAAAUCCAAAAUGUUUAUAAAAUCCCUGAUGAUGAUAGCAUGUUCUAUGCAGUAUUUACAACUUCUUCAAAUGGACUGACUGGAUCAGCAAUAUGCACGUUUAGUCUGGAUUCGAUUCAAGAAGUUUUCAAUGGAAAGUUCAAGGAACAGGCCACUUCCUCUUCAGCUUGGCUACCUGUCAUUAGUGUGAAGGUUCCAGAACCUCGUCCUGGUCAGUGUGUUAACAACACCCAGACUCUUCCUGACUCGGUGCUUAACUUUAUUCGUGGACAUCCACUGAUGGAUUCUGCUGUUGCCCAGGAAAAUGGAAAACCUGUAUUUUACAAAAGAGAUGUUAUCCUGACCAGUUUGGUUGUUGAUAAAUUAGAAGUUGAUGGGGUUUCUUAUACUGUUUAUUAUGCAGGCAGUGUGGAUGGACAGGUGUUUAAGUUGGUUGAGUGGUAUGAUGGAACAGGAGAAGCACACUCUAACCUCGUAGAUGUGUUUGAAGCCAACACCCCUGAAGCUGUGCGCAAUAUGGAAAUCUCAAGCAAACACAAAUCAUUGUAUGUAGCUUCAAAGUCAGUGAUUCGGCAGUUUGAUUUGGUGAUGUGUAAAAGCCGUUAUGAAACAUGUCUACGAUGUACGCAGGACCCCUAUUGUGGGUGGAACAAAGAGCGUGGGGAAUGUCGACCAUACAAUAGAGGAUACUUGCAAGAUGUGACCAAGGCCAUACCUAAUGUCUGUGAAGACUGUGAAAAGAAAAAAAUACUUAAUGUUUACUGGGGUCAGAGUGUACAUCUUGCAUGUGCCGUGCAUGUGGAAGAAAUGAAGACGUUAGAUUUUGGUUCCAUUGAGUGGGUGCUCUACAGUCGAGACAAAGGCAAGGUCUUGUUGAACCAGCAGCAGGAUAAAUACAUCAUCACAUCUGACAAAGGGUUGGUAAUCAUGUCUGUAACUCAUCGGGAUAAUGGACGUUAUGAAUGUAAAUUUGGACCCCACACUCUUUGUAGCUACAAUGUUACAGUAGAUUCAAAAACUUGCACUCCUCCUACUGAGCUGGACUAUAAGCAGAUCUACUCUAACUGGUGUCGAGAAUUUGAAAAGUACAAGUUGGCUAUGAAUACCUGGCAGCACAAGCAAAAUAAGUGUCAAGCUCAUCCAAAUGAUGUGAUCUACAGUAGAUCUCCCUCGGUCUGAAACUAGCAUAUUGACUUUAAGAUACAUCCUAGCCAGACUUGUGUGGAUUACCCACUAAUUUGCACCUAAAGUUUUGAUACUGUGUAUUUUCUAACCAUAUUAUGCAUGGUUAUAGUGUGUGUUGGACCAGUGAUAAGUUUUGACAUCUUGUGAUCUUUGAAUCUUAGAGAAAAUGUUUAUUGUAUGCAUAUGUGUCUGUACAUA